This is a messenger RNA of Bufo bufo (common toad), 625 nucleotides long. RefSeq lists its product as uncharacterized. The record is from RefSeq and is a predicted model, not a curated record. NCBI's taxonomy places the organism in Eukaryota, Metazoa, Chordata, Amphibia, Anura, Bufonidae. The coding region runs from base 14 to 625 and encodes 203 amino acids. The transcript is spliced from 7 exons.
UACCGCAAGCACUAUGGCAGGAGAUGAAGCUACACCGAGAAGCGACAGUUGCUGCACCGGGAGCAUAACCAUUCAGAGUAUUAUUUUCGGAAUAUGGACUCCGAUUAGCAUUGCUCUGAUUGUCGUAGGUGCAAUACACAAAAAUGAUUGCGCAGCCGAACCUUAUAUCCCAAUCUAUAUGAUCGUUGCGGGGGUAUUCUUCUUGGGAUUUUGGUUACUGUUACCCUUGGAAUGCUGCUGUCCCCCUCUCAGUAAAAUACUCAACAUAGUCAUGGGUCUGUUUCUCUUCGCUUGGUUUAUUGCAGGCAGUGUCUGGGUCUUCAGAAUUUACCCCGAUAAUGAUAGAAAUUGCCACAGAGGAAUGUAUCUCUUUGCUUUCUCCAUCCUGAUCAUUCAGUGGAUUUUUAUUGGAAUUGGAGUCAUUGCCACCCUGAUUGGCUGCCUCUGCUGUCAGAAUUCUUGUGCUUCUAAUAUUUGCGGAGGCUGUCAGAGCUGCUUAGAGUGCUGUCAGUGCUCCAGCUGUCUACAGAGCUGCAGUUGCCUGGAGUCCUGCAGUUGUCUAGAGUCCGGAUGUGGAUGUUUACAGUGGUUCUGUUUUCUUAUUGUGAGUUUCUUCACAUGUUAA